Gloeophyllum trabeum ATCC 11539 is the source of this 1519-nucleotide messenger RNA. RefSeq names its product glycoside hydrolase. Lineage: Eukaryota; Fungi; Basidiomycota; Agaricomycetes; Gloeophyllales; Gloeophyllaceae. The record is from RefSeq and is a predicted model, not a curated record. Gene Ontology annotation, molecular function: beta-glucosidase activity. Bases 1 to 1422 code for a protein of 473 amino acids. The transcript has 9 exons. Gene Ontology annotation, cellular component: cell surface; extracellular region. Gene Ontology annotation, biological process: glucan catabolic process.
AUGUUUCUGUCUCUGCCCGUGACGCUGUUAUCGCUCUUGUCGGCGCUGCUGCCGCCGACGUACGCCCAGCAGUGCCGGCUCGUCCGCCAGGACUUGGUGCCCUCGCCCGACAACCCUUUUCCGACGUCCGCUCCUGGCUCGGGGAAUGUCACCACCGGCUCCGGCUCGGGUUCAGGCACGGGGACUGGGAACAGCAGCAGUACGAACGGGACCGCGACGCUGCAGCCCUUCAAGUACGGCCAGCAGCCUGUUCGGGGAGUUAACAUUGGUGGAUGGCUUGUGUUACAGCCCUGGAUCACCCCGAGUUUCUUCAAUGCUACGAACAACACCGACGUCGUGGACGAGUACACCCUCGGGCAACUCGUAGACCGCGACACCGCCCUGCAGAUGCUCCAGAACCACUGGGAGACCUGGAUAACCGAGCAAGACUUUAAAGACAUCGCCGCCGCAGGGCUCAACCACGUCCGAAUCCCCAUCGGCUACUGGUCCGUCCCCAUCACCCCCGCCGACACCAACUACACCACCUCCGUCGACCCCUACAUCCCCGGUGCCUGGCCCUACCUCCUCAAAGCGCUCAACUGGGCCAAAUCCGCGGGGCUGCACGUCGUGCUCGACCUGCACGGCGCGCCCGGCUCGCAGAACGGGUUCGACAACUCCGGGCAGCGCACCUCCACGCCCGUCUGGGGCGCGAACCCCGCCAACGUGAGCCGCACCCUUGACAUCGUCACGUUCAUGGUCAAGGAGGUCGGCGGGCUCGUGGACGUGAUCGAGCUCCUGAACGAGCCGGCGGGGUUCCAGGGCGGGGGGUGGCCGGCCGCGAUCAGGGGGUAUUGGCAGGACGGGUACGAUGCGGUGCGGAAGGCGGUCGGGAGUGGGAUCAGGGUGAUGAUCGAGGACGCGUUUUUGGGGAUCAAUCAAUGGGAGGGGUUCUUGACGGCGCCCGACGCGCAGGGGGUGAUCAUGGACACGCACCAAUACCAGGUAUUCAACACGGACCAGCUCGGCUACUCGCCAGACGAGCACAUCAACUUCACGUGCACCCUGAAAUCGGGCUACUCCGCCUACGUGGACGACAACAUCUGGAUGGUGAUGGGCGAGUGGACGACCGCGGUCACCGACUGCGCGACGUGGCUCAACGGGCGCGGCGUCGGCGCGCGCUGGGACGGGUCCAUGGACGUCGGGCAGACGUUUGGGUCCUGUGCGGGGUACACGGGCGACCAGGGGGGGUGGUCGGAUAGCUACAAGACAUUUCUACGAAGGUACUGGGAGGCGCAGGUGGCCGUGGCGGAGGCGGCGAGCGGGUGGAUAUACUGGUGCUGGAAGACGGAAAGCGCGGACGACUGGAGCUACCAGAAGGGCCUCGAGGGCGGGUGGAUCCCGCAGGACCCGUCGGAUCGCCUUUACCCGGAUAUCUGCGGUUGAGGUGCAUAGCAGACGGGCACUGGCAGGUACUUAAGUUAUUAUGAUUACGAAUAUAGACGGGGUGUAUAUGGACGGCGCGAAUAUAGCUAUGGCCACG